GAAUAUAUUGAUAUACAUCUAAAAAAAGUACUAUACAACAAAUUUCUCAGUACAGCGUAUAACAAACAAUCUAAUAAACUAUUUCAUUCUGCGCCUAAGACCAUCAUUAACGCAGGGUUCUUAGUACAUGGUUCUUCGCAGAAUAUAAGAACCCGACUCUUAACUUUUAACUGAAAAAGUUAAGAGUCGGUUCUUAAAUCUCUUAUUUAAGAGCCGACUCUUAGCAUUUUCAGCUAAAAAUUAAGAGUUGAGUUCUUAUAUUCUGUUAAGAGCCCCGUCCUAAGAACCCCGUUAAUGAUGCUCUAAGUGAGCUAAGUGAUCCUUAAAUAAAUAGAGCUCGUGAAUCACUUGCCUGGUUAUAGUUGACGCAUAAUAGAAAAAGACAAAACUAAAGAAGCGUUCCUAGCAAUUGUUUUAUUUAAAAAAUUAAAAGCCUGCCUGCAAGGUAAGCGGAGUAAACAAAAAUACUAAAAAAGAUAGGUAUCAUCUCAACUCUCGAUGCAUUUGCUUAAUUUUAAAGUUAAUAAUUAAAAACCUAAGCGUAUACAAAGCUGUACGUUUGUGCAUGUAUGUGUACACAUCCGUGUAUAAAUACCGAUCACAUGAACUCUCAUUUUCUUCAUCCAGUAACACUCAAAUCUAAUCAACUCACAUAAACUCAAAAAGGAUGAAACCUAUGUUUUACUUCCUUAUUGCCUUAACCGUUGUUUUGGCCACCACAGCAAAUGCCGGCGAACCAGUUCUCGACAGUGAUGGUGAUAUCAUAACCAACGGCAGUUACUAUGUUCUCCCUGCCAUCGUCGGCGCUAUUGGUGGCGGCCUGAAUCUCUCGGCCGAUCCUUGGCUAAAAUGUCCCUAUUAUAUUGGGCAGGAAGGUUCAAAGGUGAACAGGGGCUUUCCAGUUAAAUUCUCAAACUGGCAGUCCAAAGUUGGGUUCGUUCCUGAAUCAGAGAGGCUCCACAUCGAGAUGGAUAGCAAAGCUACGAUUUGUGUCCAGCCAAGCUAUUGGUGGGCCAUUGGGGACGAUCCUUGGUUACAUUCGCUUUCCAUAAAGGUUGGUCCUAAGCCAGGUGCUGGAAAAGAUUCGAUCAACGCUUUCUUUCAGAUCAAGAAAACUGAAGAUGUUGGCGUUUACAAUAUUGCGAGUUGUCCUGUCGGUAACACUUGCGAGACUGUUGGGUUACUUGUGGGUGGUGGCGUUCGACGUUUGGUUGCAAGGUUUGCAUACGCUAAGCCAUUCCCGGUUCGGUUCGUGAAAGCUACUGGGACUUCGUCCAAGACUGUGUCUAUUAUCUGAGAGAAAUUAAAGACUACAAACUUAAGAGAGUUAUAACUUACGACUAAUAAUAUAACUCUAUCUGUGCUGGCUGUUUUGUUUGUUCAUCGACCAUCUCUCCUUUGUUUCUUUUU
Messenger RNA from Brassica napus (rape), 1410 nucleotides. RefSeq names its product kunitz trypsin inhibitor 4-like. Lineage: Eukaryota; Viridiplantae; Streptophyta; Magnoliopsida; Brassicales; Brassicaceae. The transcript has a single exon. Gene Ontology annotation, molecular function: endopeptidase inhibitor activity. The coding region runs from base 668 to 1297 and encodes 209 amino acids. The record is from RefSeq and is a predicted model, not a curated record.